This is a messenger RNA of Anolis sagrei ordinatus, 2522 nucleotides long. The record is from RefSeq and is a predicted model, not a curated record. Lineage: Eukaryota; Metazoa; Chordata; Lepidosauria; Squamata; Anolidae.
GAAGCCUGGAAGUCUGCGCAUGCGCGGAAGGGAAGAAGAAGAAGGCAGGGAGCUGCAAGAUGAAUGCCAUCGUGGUCCUUUGCCACUUCUGCGAGCUCCAUGGCCCUCGCACGCUUUUUUGCACGGAAGUCCUGCACGCCCCUCUCCCUCAAGGUGCCGGGAAUGGGGACAGCCCUGGGCAAAGCGAACAAGCGGAGGAGGAGGAAGACGGCAUCCAGAUGAGCAGCAGGAUCCGCUCCCACAGCCCUGCGGAGGGGGCCAGCGCCGACUCCAGCAGCCCCGGGCCCAAGAAGUCCGACAUGUGCGAGGGGUGUCGUUCUCUACCAGCGGGACACCCGGGAUACGUCAGCCACGACAAGGAGACCUCCAUCAAGUAUGUCAGCCACCAGCACCCCAACCACCCUCAGCUCUUUAGCAUCGUGCGCCAGGCCUGUGUCCGCAGCCUCAGCUGUGAGGUUUGCCCAGGACGGGAAGGCCCCAUCUUUUUUGGCGACGAACAGCACGGCUUUGUGUUCAGCCACACUUUCUUCAUCAAGGACAGCCUGGCCCGGGGCUUCCAGCGCUGGUACAGCAUCAUCACCAUCAUGAUGGACCGUAUCUACCUCAUCAACUCCUGGCCCUUCCUGCUGGGCAAGAUCCGGGGCAUCAUCGACGAGCUGCAGGGCAAAGCGCUGAAGGUCUUUGAGGCAGAACAGUAUGGCUGCCCGCAGCGUGCCCAGCGCAUGAACACGGCCUUCACCCCAUUCCUCCACCAGCGGAAUGGGAAUGCGGCUCGCUCCCUCACCUCCCUGACCAACGAUGAGAACCUGUGGGCUUGUCUUCAUACAUCCUUUGCUUGGCUCCUAAAAGCUUGUGGCAGCAGACUGACGGAGAAACUAUUGGAAGGGGCUCCCACAGAAGACACUCUGGUUCAGAUGGAGAAGCUGGCUGACCUCGAGGAAGAAUCGGAAGGCUGGGACAAUUCUGAGGAGGAAGAAGGGAAGCCUCCCAGCCAGGCAGAGGUCCAGGAGGGCCGGGAGCUGGUCAAGAGCCCCACGGACCCUGCUCUUUUGGUGGAUGGCAGUGGGUGGCACUUGGCUCCGAAGGGUCAGCCAGUCUUCCGAUCCCUCCGGCACUUGAGACAGGUCUUGGGAGCCUCCCCUUUCCGCAUGCUGGCAUGGCACGUGCUGAUGGGCAACCAGGUCAUCUGGAAGGCUCGGGAUCCGGACUUGGUCCAGUCUGCCUUCGACGUCUUGCGGACCAUGCUGCCCGUCGGCUGCGUCCGAAUCAUCCCCUACAGCGAGAAAUAUGAGGAGGCUUACCGGUGCAACUUCCUCGGCCUCAGUCCCCAUGUGCCAAUCCCUCCUCACAUAUUGUCUUCUGAAUUCGCCGUUCUCGUGGAAGUCCGCGCUGCCACUCGGUCCAGCCUCUAUCCCGUCUUGUUUGACGAUGAACAGCCGCUGAGCAAAUAUGAAUUUGUGGUUACAAGUGGGAGCCCGGUAGCAGCAGACAGAGUGGGUCCAACCAUCUUGAACAAGAUCGAAGCUGCCUUGACGAACCAGAACCUUUCAGUGGACGUUGUGGACCAGUGCCUUAUCUGCCUGAAGGAGGAGUGGAUGAAUAAAGUGAAGGUCCUCUUCAAGUUCACCAAAGUAGACAGUCGGCCCAAAGAGGACACCCAGAAGCUGCUGGGUAUCUUGGGUGCUGCGGAGGAGGACAACGUGAAGCUUCUGAAGUUCUGGAUGACAGGCCUCAGCAAGACCUACAAGUCCCAUCUGAUGUCGACGGUUCGCAGCCCAACCUCAUCCGAGUCUCGGAACUAGAGCUGUCCAUCUGUGUGCGUUUUAGGCUCAACAGAGACUUAUGGGAGUCCACCAUGAUCCAGAUCCAGGGCUGAGAUGGAGGAGGACUCCACAUUCUGGUGCAGGCACAAAGACUUGGUGCUCUUCCAUUACUAAUCCUGGAUUCCAGCAGAUGAGAAAGAGAGGGCUUCUUCCCUUGAAAGUCCUGUUAAACAUGGAAUUUUCCUUGCCUGCCAUCUUGCUCGAACACUUCCUAUGCCUUUUCUACACUGAUAAAAAAUCUAGAUUAUCUGCUUUGAACUGAUUAUGACUCUCCACUGCUAUAUCAUUCAGUUCAAUACAGAUAAUCUGCAUUUUAUAUGGCAGUGUAGAUGGGACCUUGGUCUUUCCACUUGGAUGCUAACUCAACAAAAUGGGCGGCUUCAUCUGCCAUCUCACAUAUUCAGACUUCAUCAGUACCUUAUUUUGAUUUUCAAGCACAGGCUCAUAAGCAUGCUCUGAAUUUGUCCCUAAAUUAAGACUGAAGAGCGGGUUUAAAUUAUUUAUAAGAUGUGUGUACUAGAUUAGCUUCAAUACAUAAUAUAUGGAACGAAUGUUGGUCAUCUUGUAUUGACAGGUCGUUGGACGAAGAGACAUUAUCAAGAUUUUAACUUCUUUUGUAAAUAAAAUUAAAUGGUAGCUGUUUGAUAGAGGAAUGACUCUCAGUCGCUUUGUAUUGAGAAGGCUUGGGCUAAGAGACAC